This is a messenger RNA of Alligator sinensis (Chinese alligator), 2024 nucleotides long. It is a transcript of the gene NEU1, whose product is annotated as neuraminidase 1. Gene Ontology annotation, cellular component: lysosome; cytoplasm; membrane. The transcript has 6 exons. NCBI's taxonomy places the organism in Eukaryota, Metazoa, Chordata, Crocodylia, Alligatoridae. Gene Ontology annotation, molecular function: exo-alpha-sialidase activity. The coding region runs from base 118 to 1278 and encodes 386 amino acids. The record is from RefSeq and is a predicted model, not a curated record. Gene Ontology annotation, biological process: ganglioside catabolic process; oligosaccharide catabolic process.
CCGCCCCCCGACCCCGCCCGAGCGGCUUCGCGGGGCACUGCCCCCACCGCUGUCACAGCGUCGCGGGGUCCUGCUGGGCCCUUAAAGGGGCCGCGACCCCCUCCCCGGGCCGCCGCCAUGGGGCGGCGCUGGGCGCUGCUGGCGCUGGCGCUGUGCGCGCUGGUGCGGGGGCAGGACUGGGUCGCCACCCCUGGGCAGGUUAACCCUUUGGUGACAAUGGAGCAGCUGCUGUGGGUGAGCGGGAAACACAUGGGGGAAGUGGCAACCUACCGGAUCCCCCUGAUCGCGGCCACCCCCAACGGCACCCUCCUGGCCUUCGCCGAGGCCCGCAAGGGCUCCCCUGCCGACAGCGGGCCCAAGUUCAUCGCCCUGCGCCGCUCACUGGACAGGGGGGCCACAUGGACACCGACAUCCUUCAUUGUGGAUGACAGGGGCUCGCCACCAGAUGGACUGAACCUGGGGGCGGUGGUGGUGGAUGAGGAGACGGGUGCCGCAUUCGUGCUCUACACCCUGUGCGCCCACUACCGCCGCUGCGAUGUGGCCAGCACCAUGAUCAUCCGCAGCCGCGAUGAGGGAGAGACCUGGAGCCUCCCCCGCAACCUGUCCGAGGAGAUCGGCACCAUCAUGUUUGCCCCCGGGCCUGGCUAUGGCAUCCAGAAGCGGUUCCCCCCAGCCCGCGGGCGCUUGGUGGUCUGCGGCCAUGGGACGCUGGAGCUGGACGGCAUCUCCUGCCUCCUGAGCGAUGACCAUGGUGAGACGUGGCGCUUUGGGGGCGCCCUCAGGGGCCUCCCCUAUGGGCAGCCCAAGCAGUUCCGCGACUUCAACCCCGACGAGUGCCAGCCCUACGAACUGUCGGACGGGUCACUGGUGAUCAAUGCACGCAACCAGAACUUCUACCGCUGCGCCUGUCGCAUCGUGGCGCGAAGCUGGGACGGGGGCGAGACGCUGCCCCCUGAGGCUGUAACCUUCGACCCCGAGCUAGUGGACCCAGCUGUGGCUGCUGGUGCCCUGGCCACCUCUGGCCUCGUCUUCUUCAGCAACCCGGCACACGAGAGCAAGCGGCAGAACCUGACGCUGCGCUGGAGCUUCACGGGCGGCGCCUCGUGGUGGCAGCACCCCCUGCGGGUCUGGGAGGGGCCCAGUGGCUACUCCUGCCUGGCCGCCCUGGGGACGGGGCCCGGGCACCCCCCCAGCCUCUUCCUCCUCUACGAGAAGGGGCGAAGCCAGCCCGAAGAGAGCAUCUCACUGGCCAAGAUCAGCAUCCCUGGCACCCUCUGAGCCCCGCCCUGCACCCCUCCCCCCAUGUGGCCACGCCCCCCAGGCUGGGGGCACGCCUCCUUUAGAUCUAGCCAUGCCCCCUAGAUAGGGACAUCCCUCCUCCAUUUGGUCACACCCCCCAGGACAGGGAGGUGCUCCCUUUUGAUCUGGUCACACCCAUACCCAUGUGACCACACCCCUUGUGGGGGGCAUGCCCCUUCUGGCUCUGGCUCUGGCUCUGCCCCUUUAAGGGCAUAGCCUCCCACUCUAACUCAGCCCCCAAUAAGCUCCGCCUCCAGCUCUACUUGUCCCCCUCUAAUUUAUUAACCCUUUCCUUUCCAGGCCUCUCUUACUAACACCCCCCGCAACUGAAGGGCACCAGGUCCCCCAGGGGGCCACUAGCCUUUGGGGGUUCCCCAGUUGGACCCUGACAAGCACUGGUUUCUGUGGAAGAGCUCCCACUCUAGGGCUGUAUUGGGGGUCCCAGUCUGACAUUGGGGGGCACUGGCCUAUAUGGGGGAGUUCCUACUCUGAUGCUGGGGGCACUGGGACUGAAUGGGGGAGUUCUCAGGUUGAUCCUGGACUAUUGUGACGGGGGGUCCAGGCCUGGCGGGGUGGGGAGGGGCUGAUUGCUCCAAUCCCCCUCAGUGCUGCUGCUAUGGAGUGCCUUGGUCCUGCCCUGCUCACACCCCUAGCACAAAGGGGCCUAUUAACCCCUGGUGAUGCUGGACUGUUACCUGACAGGUCAAUAAAGGAACAAGAUAGUU